AUGUUUACUCAACAUUUGCAUCUUGCAUUAUUCGACAUAAAAUUGAAAUCCCAACAUAAAAACUUGUACUUGAUCAAAGGUAGUGAGUACGAUGUUGAGAAUUUGCCAUUUGAAGGUAGCGUUAAGCUAUCGUUGAAAGAAGACAUACAUAUCAAGAAGAUCAAGUUGGACCUUGUUGGUGAGUUUUAUUACGAAUACUCUCUGAAAGAAACCCAUGAACAAUUUUUAGAUCGAUUGUGUGUUUUGAAAGUUGAUUGGAACAAUUUGCUCACUGAUGAUGAAGGAAAGAUAUCUUUUGGAAAUUAUGGUGAUGGCACAAUUCCUUUAUACAAGAUGAAGAAGGGGGGCGCUAGUGACAAAGGUUCGGCUUCUGGUUCAGGUAGCAACUCGGGAACAUCUACCCCCAGACCUUCAUAUGGAAGAACCAAAUCGACUCCUAUGAUGAACUCAUUUGGAGCAAAGGAUUCAUCCAAGAUUAUUCAAAUUCCCAAAUCGGGGAUCGAUGGAACACCGUUCAAGGAGUUGAAGGAUGCACCAGGCCAUUCGUUUUUAUUACCGAAAGGAAACUAUAGCUUACCAUUCAAAAUAUACCUUCCUGCAAAUGUUUGUGAGACCGUUGAGGGGUUACCUAUUGGAACCUUGUUGUAUAAGUUGCAAUGUUCCAUUGAAAGAGGAAGAUUUGAAAAAUCACAUCAAACGAGCAAGCAUAUCAGGAUAGUUCGUACAUUACAUCCACGAAACAUGAAUUUGCUUGACUCGAUCGAUGUCGAUAAUACUUGGGUAGGUAAGCUUCAAUAUUGUGUCAGUAUGCCCAAGAAGGCUGUUGCUAUUGGGUCAACAAUUCCUAUUCACAUUACAAUAAUACCUAUAGCCAAAGGGUUGAGUUUGAAAGCUAUCAAUGCGUGUAUUGUUGAACAUUAUCAUAUUCAAAUUGGCAAUCAACGGUCUCCUGAAUAUGAGAGGUUGUGUGGUAAACAAGAACUCACGAUUCCAAGUAAUGCCGAUUUGGAGUACGAUAGAUGGGUGGUGAAAACGCACUAUAAAGUUCCCGAUCACUUGAGGCAACUAUCACAAUCGUGUGAUGUAAAGAAUAGCAUGAUUGUUGUGAAGCAUAGAUUAAGAGUGGCUAUUCAAUUGAAAAACAAAGAAGGCCACACCAGUGAAUUGAGGGCUAACUUGCCGGUUGUUGUAUAUUUGAGUGCAAAUAUCGGCCAUGUUGUUGGUAGGCAUUACGAUAUUGACAAUCAUCAUGGCACGUUCCAAUUGGACUACAAAAGGGAGGAUGUGUUGUUCCACAAACGGGACUCGGCACCAGCCACGCCAGCCGUCUCUGAUGAUGAAUACGAGGAUGAAUACAACACGGAAGAUGAAACAGACAAUGACUUGGACAGAGAAGAAAGUGCACCACCGCUUUACGAAAAACAUGUUUUUGAUAAAAUUUUCGAUAUGAACUUGCCCCAAACACCACUCGAACAACUCAGAUCGCAAACAGGAUCCCCAAUUGGAUCUGCCAACAACUCCACAACCAAUCUAAAUGGGUAUUUCGAUAUACCAAUACAAAAGGCAUUUGAACUCAAUAGGAAAAAAUUGACAAGAAAGAAUAAAAGCGUUGAUUUUUCUCAUAUUCCUUCGUACAAUGAGGCGUUGGAUGAUGAUGACGAUGAUGAUAGCUAUAUUCAAGAUGGAUUUGCGCCGAGCUAUUCCGAUGGCGGCAGUGGCAGCGGCAGUGAAGACGCAAGAUCCAAGUCUGGGUCUUCGACACCAAAUAAGAUCAUGGCUAAUAGUAGGCACAAUAGGAGUACAGGACAUUUGAAGAUACCUUUAGGGAGCCACUCUGCAUCCCAUUCCAGAUCCAGCUCUGGUAUAAAGUUGGACAAAUUGGGAUCUGAGUUUGGAUCACCAAGAUUGACGAGUAAAUUGUUUAAAAAGAAGGAAAAGUGA
Lodderomyces parapsilosis is the source of this 1941-nucleotide messenger RNA. RefSeq lists its product as uncharacterized. Gene Ontology annotation, biological process: ubiquitin-dependent endocytosis. Bases 1 to 1941 code for a protein of 646 amino acids. Gene Ontology annotation, molecular function: ubiquitin protein ligase binding; protein-macromolecule adaptor activity. NCBI's taxonomy places the organism in Eukaryota, Fungi, Ascomycota, Pichiomycetes, Serinales, Debaryomycetaceae. The transcript has a single exon. The record is from RefSeq and is a predicted model, not a curated record. Gene Ontology annotation, cellular component: cytoplasm; cytosol; plasma membrane.